UGCUGGUUUUGCGUGCUGCAUCCAUAAUGGGCUUGGGUUCAAAGCACAGACACUGAUACCUGCAAAUUUCUGCAAAGUAACCGAAUAAUAAUCUGAAUUUCUGUCAUCGAAGCUGAAACAUAAACUUAUUAGGUGAUCUAUAUCACAAAACAAGGCCAGGACUGAAGUUGUUCUACACCAAACUCGAUCAUCAACGCCUUUAUGGAACUUGCUUUGUGCACUGGUGUGCAGCCAUAUUGGAACAGGAAGUGGCCAUCCCCAAACUGUUCCCUCAAAGUUGGGAGCAUGAGAUUAUCCAACAAGUCUCGAUAUGCUGGAACUAAGGCGGAGCCCAACUCCUAAAAACAGCUCCACAUCACAAUCCUCCGAUUAUUCAGUCAGACAAGUCCCGUUCCCCUGGCAUCUACCAAACCCAGACUCUUCCAUCGGAUUGCCGGAUGUAGACGUGUAAUUGGUCCCUCUGGAGAACACCUAACAUUACAGUUCCGGUAGCAGCUCUGCAGUGUUAGCUGUAGCUUGACGCUGGUUUGCGGAGAACGCGCAGAGCCGCUGCCGCACACGGAGCGACGCUGACGGACUCGGUGUGACUGACUUUGGAUUUUUGUGGUUUGUGGAGCAGCGUGGGGACUGGAAACAGGGAGAAACAGCCGGAAAACAGAUAUUUAAGUCGGUUUGGAACGGCGGAAUGGCGGACCGGGACCCGGUGCCGCUUCCUGCGGAGGUGCGGGCCAAACUGGCCGAGCUGGAGCUGGAGUUAUCCGAGGGUGACAUCACACAGAAGGGCUAUGAGAAGAAGCGAUCCAAGCUGAUUGGAGCCUACUUACCUCAAGCACCAGGAAUGGAUCCGUCCAUGGGCCAGGAGAGGAGAACGCCCGUCACCCCGUCGUCGUCCUCCCGCUACCACCGCCGGCGGUCUUCUGGCUCCAGAGACGAACGUUACCGAUCAGAUGUGCACACGGAGGCGGUGCAGGCAGCCCUGGCAAAGCACAAAGAAAGAAAGAUGGCGGUGCCGAUGCCUUCGAAGAGGCGGUCGCUUGUGGUCCAGAGCUCCAUGGACGCCUACACACCACCAGACACCUCCUCAGGCUCAGAGGGCGAAGGUCAGGGGGACGGUGAUGAAGAAGAGGGAGGAGAAGGUGAAGAAGAAGACGGAGGAGGCGGCGGAGGAACCUCGUCCAGCCAGGAAGGAAGCAUUAGCAUGGAGCACUGGAUCAGCAGGGCAAUCCACGGCACCUCCUCCACCACCACCACCUCGUCAACAGCCUCCUCGUCCUCGUCCUCCACACGCAGCGGCGGGAGCGGGGCAGCGGCCGGCAGGCUGGCUGACGUGCUGGCCCAGCAUGUUCACAUUUCCUCCUCCCACCACCACCGCCACCACCAUCACCACCACCACCACAGUAAAGGCCUUUUAAGCCACCUCUCCUUGAGAAGGAGGAGGGCAGUGCCAGCUGGUAUGAUAGAGAAUGGAAACUCUGGUCCACGACGCUCCG
This is a messenger RNA of Maylandia zebra (zebra mbuna), 1490 nucleotides long. Lineage: Eukaryota; Metazoa; Chordata; Actinopteri; Cichliformes; Cichlidae. The record is from RefSeq and is a predicted model, not a curated record.